GGCGGUGCGGGCUCGGCCGAGCGGGCUCGGAGCCGCUGCCUCCUCCUCUCCUCCUUCCUCCUCCUCCUCCCGUGCCUCCUCCUCCUCCUGCCGCUGCCUUGGCUGCCGUGCCCGCUGCAUGCGGCGGGGCUCGGGCGGGAUGCGGGGCCCGGGGCUGCGCGGGGCCGUGCCGCUGCUGGGCUGCCUGCUGGCCGCGGCGUCCAGCACGCGGCCCGAGUGCAGCAUCAUGCUGGAGAUCGAGGAGGAGCGCAGCCAGUGCCUGGCAGAGCUCACCUGGGACAACCACACCUCAGGCUGCAGGAGGCAGUGGGACAACAUCACGUGCUGGCCUGAAGCAGAGGUGGGAGAAGUUGUGGUACGGCCAUGCCCCAAGUACUUCAGGUUCCUGACCUCCUACCUGGGGAAUGUGACCAGGAAUUGUACAAGCCAGGGCUGGUCAGAUGUGUACCCUGCACCCUACACUGUAGCUUGUGGAUAUGAUUCCAACAGCACUCCAGGGGAAGAGCAAACAGCGUUCUAUGGAACGGUCAAGACCGGCUACACCAUCGGGCACACCCUGUCCCUCAUUGCCCUCACAGCUGCCAUGAUCAUCCUGUGUCUCUUCAGAAAACUACACUGUACUCGAAAUUACAUUCACAUGCACCUCUUCAUGUCCUUCAUCAUGAGAGCCAUCGCAGUCUUCAUCAAGGAUGUCAUCCUGUUUGAAAGUGGGGAGUCUGAGCACUGCUUUGUGAGUUCAGUGGGCUGCAAGGCCAUGAUGGUUUUCUUCCAGUACUGUGUCAUGGCCAACUUCUUCUGGCUGCUGGUGGAGGGGUUGUACCUUCACACCCUGCUGGUCAUCUCCUUCUUCUCGGAGAGGAAAUACUUCUGGUGGUACAUCCUGAUCGGCUGGGGUGCCCCCUCCGUGUUCAUCACUGCCUGGACAAUUGUCAGGAUUUACUUUUUCGAUGUUGGGUGCUGGGAGGAAAUAGUGGAAUCCCCAUUCUGGUGGAUCAUUAAAACUCCUAUUUUGGUGUCUAUUUUGGUGAACUUCAUCCUCUUCAUCUGCAUCAUCCGUAUCUUAGUCCAGAAGCUGCAUUCCCCAGAUGUUGGGCACAACGAAACCAGCCAAUAUUCGAGGCUGGCCAAGUCCACUCUGCUGCUGAUCCCUCUCUUUGGCAUUCACUACAUCAUGUUUGCUUUCUUCCCUGACAAUUUCAAAGCAGAAGUGAAGCUGGUCUUUGAGCUCGUGGUUGGGUCAUUCCAGGGGUUUGUGGUGGCUGUGCUGUACUGCUUUCUCAAUGGAGAGGUGCAAGCUGAGCUCAAGAGGAAGUGGCGGAGGUGGCACCUGGAGCGGUUCCUGGGCUCGGACAUGAAGUACCACCACCCUUCCCUGGGCAGCAACGGCACCAACUUCAGCACCCAGAUCUCCAUGCUGACCAAGUGCUCGCCAAAGACGCGCCGCUGCUCCGGCUUCCAGGCCGAGUUCUCCCUGGUGUGAGAGGCUCCCCAGGCACUGAGCAUCCCAAACUGAGACACGAGGAUCCCCGGGAAUCAGUGAUCCCAUGAGAAACCCCUGUGAAAUGACCUGCUCCACAUGAGCCAACAGAGGACACACAACUGGAAAAGCCGCUGGCGUCCAGGAUGAGAUCGGACGAGCCAAGAGGAAGGAACACUUUUGCUCUUCCUCUUUUCAGGCCUUUCACUCUUCAGUUUCCAGCCCUCAGGGAUUGAUAGCUCUGAGGAAUUGUCCCACUUAAGCUUCAGUUUCAAGCCCUCAGGGAUUGAUAGCUCUGAGGAAUUGUCCAACUUGCUGGAGGACAACCUGGGAGAUGCUGGUGUGUCAUAAAUAAUGAAGUACUGGGGGUAAGGGAGGGAGAGCCUCAGUCCUUGGUGGCUUUACCAGAACUGGCAUCUCUCAAACAGACAAAUUGCACUUUUUUUUUUCUAAAAAAAUGAGCCAGUAAAGGAGAGACAGAGGCAGGAAGCAGGAAAAAAACCCCACCAAACAUAUGAAUGUGCCAAAAUUCCUGUGAAUAAGAGGUGAUGAUACAGCACUAAAGAUGGUGCUGGGGACAUGGGGAGAAGGGACAGGAGGAACAUGGGCAGGAAGGGAGAGGCCAGCACAUGGCCCCCACGUUUUACACAGGUGGAGAUGAAGCUGCAGCACCAGGAGAGCCCCUCAGAGGAUGCCCCAGUGUGUUCUGCUAUUUCCCCACCACCCUUGGGAGCAGAAGCUUUCCAGGAACCCUGUGGAAGAGCAGAUCACUGAGAAGGAGCAGUGGGAGGACUGUGUUGGUGACAUGGUGUUUUGCUUGGUUGUGUUCCAUUAACAGGAAACUCGAUUUGCAUGUAUAAAAAACAGGGCCAGAUGCCAAAAGCAGA
Molecule: messenger RNA, 2364 nt
Organism: Zonotrichia leucophrys gambelii
Lineage: Eukaryota; Metazoa; Chordata; Aves; Passeriformes; Passerellidae
Gene: VIPR1
Product: vasoactive intestinal peptide receptor 1
Exons: 13
Coding region: 119-1480 (453 amino acids)
Biological process (GO): adenylate cyclase-modulating G protein-coupled receptor signaling pathway; cell surface receptor signaling pathway
Cellular component (GO): plasma membrane
Molecular function (GO): peptide hormone binding; G protein-coupled peptide receptor activity; vasoactive intestinal polypeptide receptor activity
Source: RefSeq, a predicted model, not a curated record